Molecule: messenger RNA, 3377 nt
Organism: Pezoporus occidentalis (night parrot)
Lineage: Eukaryota; Metazoa; Chordata; Aves; Psittaciformes; Psittacidae
Gene: UBXN2A
Product: UBX domain protein 2A
Exons: 7
Coding region: 209-1078 (289 amino acids)
Biological process (GO): membrane fusion; Golgi organization; proteasome-mediated ubiquitin-dependent protein catabolic process
Cellular component (GO): nucleus; cytosol
Molecular function (GO): ubiquitin binding
Source: RefSeq, a predicted model, not a curated record
UUCUGUGACUUUCUGUAACUUUUUUUCAGAGAGCUCAGAACUGAGUAUAAUGAGAUCAGUGUGGCAUUCUGCAUUUCUUUGAUUCUGCAGACUAAUCCUGUAGUAUAUUUAGUACUUGCAAAUCCAGAUUUCCCUUCCAGCUAAACAGGAGACCAGAAAUUCACAGUUUCUGGGAUGCUGCACCAAUAUGUUGAGGUGAAGCACCAGAAUGAAAGACAUGGACAAUAUCAAAACUGUCAAGAAAGAAUGGUGUAAAUCAGGAACUGAUGAUCAGAUUUUGAAUGGCACAGAACAAAGCUGUGAAUACUUUGUAGAUAAUCUUUUUGAAGAAGCUCAGAAGGUUGGUGCUAUAUGUAUGCCUCCAACUACAGUCAAGAACCAGGUUGAUGUAAUCAUUAAACUUUGGAAAAAUGGGUUUACAGUAAAUGAUGGUGAACUUAGGAGCUACACUGAUGUUGCAAACCAGCAGUUCUUGGACUCCAUAAAAAAAGGGGAACUGCCUUUUGAGCUACGGAAAGUUUUUGAUAAAGAGGAGGUAGAUGUGAAAGUGGAAGAUAAAAAAGAUAAGUUGUAUUUGUCAUCACAAAAGCCAGUGUUUCAUCCUUUUUCUGGACACGGUUACAGAUUAGGAAGUGCUACUCCAAGGAUAAUCUCCAAAGUAAGAGAUGAUCAUCAAGGACCUGACAACAAAAGGCACCUCCCUUUAGUACCGUUAAACAAUUUGGAGCCUAUCACUAACAUCCAGAUCUGGUUAGCUGAUGGAGAAAGGAUAAUUCAGAAAUUCAAUGUUUCUCACAGAAUAAGCCAUGUCAGAGACUUCAUAACAAAGUAUCAAGGAUCAGAGGGAAGUGUCCCCUUUAUGCUGACUACUUCGCUGCCAUUUCGAGAGCUGCGAGAUGAGACACUCACACUACAGGAAGCAAAGCUUCAAAAUGCAGUUGUUGUUCAGAGACUUUGGAAAACAACUGAACCUUUCAGGCUCUUAGUGAUGAAAACACCUGACAAUGACUAUAAAACUGCUGCUACACCCAAUGGACAGCUCAAGAAUGAGCGAAAAAACACUAUCAAAAGUACAUGAUCAAAUUAGCUUUUAACUGGCCAAAACCUGCAUGCAGGUGGGACUAUACAAAACCAAAAAUGUAACCAGCAAUAUCUGGAUGCACUCUCAUCCUCCCGUACUGUGCUCUUAGAGAGCAAAAUUUGUGCUGUGCUAUCAUUUGCUAUAAUAGAAGUAUUUUUAACUAAAUUUGGUGGUCAGAGACUGGCUAUAAUGUAGCAGAGGUAACUGUAGAACAGGUCAUCCUUACAAUUCCUUAGGUAGAAAGCUUCUAAGUUCUUAGUAAGUAUAUUUAAGUGGAACAGUUCUCUGAGAUUUAUUUACUACUGACAGCACCUUUUAAGGAACAAAUAGUAUUUAUUUUUGCACUUUGGACAGUGAGACUGAACAGAUUGUUUCACUUACAUUUUAGAGUAAGCUGCUGCAGUUUGCAUUCUUCUCACAGUAACUUUUAGGCAACAGAUGUUCAGGGAAGCUCACAUUUGAACUCUUAUCUAACUUGUAAACCUUCAGUAUCUUCAGGAUUUAAUUUUUUCACAAGAUCUGCAGUGUAAUGUUCUGUCGGGUCUUCACAUGGUGGUAGGUGCAUGUGUGAGAAGAUAGAAAUGAGGUAGUCUGGCGCAUACUGCAUAUGAAGUGCCUGAGAGUUCUGAAGGAAUUGUUAUUACUAGUACUAGUGGUAGAGAGGGUUUCUGCCUCUCUUGUGCUCCUACGAGUGUCUUAGAGAUUGUGAUGUUAAACUACCUAGCUCAUUAGGAUAGAAACCCACUUUUAUAGCCUUGUCGCACAAAAACUUCAGCUUUUGUGGAGAUUACCAUACAAAAUAGUGGUUUAGACAGAUGUAGUUGGCUUCAUACUAUGUAUCUGCCUGUGUCCUGAACUGAGACAAUAACUGCAUGUGGCCAAGUUUCAAAGACGUUGAAAAUCCUUAUUUGAAAACUGUGGUUUCUUUCCUCUUCCCCUCACUCCCCCUGCCCCAUUUCCAACCAAAUUGAUUGUUUUGGUAUUCAUGUACUUGAGGCAUAAAAUCUGUAGCCAACUAUUCCAUGUUUUGCUAAAGGAGAUAUCAACAUAAAAAUUAAAUAUUUUGUACUGUGUUUGCCAAGUAGCAUGUGGGUUUGUGAAUGGAGCUAGAGUCUCUAGUAAGACUUCAAUGAGUGCUGACUAGUCUGUGCUACCUAUGCAAGCGAAUGGGGUUGUAAUUCUUUUGCAUUGUUAAAUGAAAGAUGGGUUUGAGAUUUCCUGUUUUUUUUCUAAGUAGAAAAAUUAUUUAAUUGGACUGACUUGAAUUCCAUAAAAGUUCUGUUACUUCAAACUAGACAUGUGCUUGCUUCAUUCCCAGGAAUGUAAAAACUCCUUCGCUUCAUCAUCUCUCCAGGUAUGUUUGAGUGCAGUGAAAUGAAAGACAACUGCACAAAUACCUAUUCAGUGUAUUCAGAAAGCAAAUCUCAGAAACCUAUGCAGUUAACUGUUCUCAGUCCUAUAAAGUUGAUGUGCUGGUGUAUCAUUCAGGUUUAUGUAGCAAAUAAUCCAACUAGAUUUUCUUUGCUCUUGCACUGACUCCUCUACUAUAUGUAAAGCCUACCAGAUCUCUAGUAAUAGAAGGAAUGUGCAGACAAAUCUACUAGUAAAAUUGAAGAGACAAGUCACUCACAGACACAGAUCUGACCCUCAGUCUGCAGAACUUCCAGAACAGUGAAUUUUGUUAACUGGUGCUUUUGAAUUUGUCUUAAUGUAAAACUGCUGGAAAACCUUACAUGCUUGAUUGUGAGCUCAGUUGUUCGUAUCUAAAAGGUGCAUGAAAUGUCAAAAUACAUAGAAUUCAAGCUAGUCACAGUUAAAUUGGUAUAUGCUAGUCAAAGUAAUAUACUAUUCCUGCAUUUAUAGCAUAGAAAUUCAAAGGAGUAAGUAGUGUAAGACUGAUGAGGAGAAGUGUCAAAUUUUAACACAGGUAAAUCCAUUUUGCUUGUCAAAAAAUCAUGGUUUUGGAAAGGAGCAGUAUUUCAACACUGGUUCAUAUCUGCUACCACUAUCAUAAGAGACUGGGUAGUUUGUCUGGCUAUCUAUUGUGCUUUACUGAAAUAGGCUAGUUUUGGCUACAGCUUUGGUGUAUUUCUAUGUAAUUGCAAUUUGAAAGUGUCAUGAUCUUAAUUACAAAAUGGGAGCAAAUCUUUAAAAAAAAAAUCAGGAGUGAUGCUGACUGCACUAAUCCCUGUUAGGCUAGAAAGUGCCUUUAAAAAAAAGGCAACAAACUGUGACUGGAUAACUCACUGAUUUGGAGAAAAUCUUUGGAAUGAAUACAGGGCUCUCCUAAAUCUAA